This is a messenger RNA of Peniophora sp. CBMAI 1063, 1842 nucleotides long. The record is from the annotation of a GenBank genome assembly. NCBI's taxonomy places the organism in Eukaryota, Fungi, Basidiomycota, Agaricomycetes, Russulales, Peniophoraceae.
AUGCUAGCCAUAUCGCUCUUCUUUGCUUUUGCGCUUCCUUCUCUUGUACACUCCUUUCAUUCUCAUUCCUCUCAUUCUCACUCGCAAAGCACGCCGGCAAACUCGUCUACGCCUUCAGGAUGGAAUACCACAACGUCUCUGACCACAUCUGAGCGUCAGACUCUAGCGCAAGAUGCCGCAGAGCGGCUGCUGCCUGCGAUCGAUCCCUUGACGGGCAGAAUAGACACCCUGAGCUUCAGCUCACAGGACGUCAAUUUAGCUGCCGUAUUGGCUCUACAAGACUAUCAUAGCGGAACUCAUGCCUACGAAGAGAUUUUGGGGAACAUGUUCGCCGCCUACUUCUCAACUCACAACGACUCUUUCCUAUCCUCACUUCCCUGCGUGGCGAAGUCACUCACACGAAGCGAGAAGCAUGGAAACAACGAGGACAUUCAAUGGGGCUUAUCAGCCUACUAUGCGUAUCGCGCGUACUCCAAUGAGUCCUUCCAUAACAUAGCCAAGGACUCAUGGGAACGGGUAUCCGCUUAUAUCAUAGGCGCGGAGAACACGAGGGACGUUCGCGCCGAUGGCUUGUGCCCUUCCUCUCGUGGCCAUCUCGAUGAACAACCGAAUAUCGGUGCUGUGUUCAUGUUUCGCGAUGCAGCCAAUGACACUACCGUGAAUACUCAGACCAUGGGUCCUUUCAUGGCCCUCGGCGCCUACCUCUACGAGAGCAAUACCAGCGACACCCGCUACUUGGCGCUCGCCAAUCUGACAGGAAACUACCUCCGUCGGCAUCUCUACAAUGGAGCCAUCAUGCUCGAUACAUCCACUGUCGCUACGUGUACUCUUGAUAACACAACUAUACUCACGUACAACACCGGCUACACUCUUGAGGGGAUCUCCAUCCUGGCCAAUCAGAGCUUCGGAGGAGAUAAUGGAAGCGAGCUUCAGAUGUACAGUGACUGGCUCAACGACAUGGUACCGUCGGCGAUCAACUUUGCUGGAUGGACAGGUAGCGACGGUGUGAUAUUGGAAGAGAACGCCGACCCUGACAACUGGCAGAGUGGGCUCAAAGCCGUUUUGGUGCGAGGGUUGCUUGAAGCGCGUUCACGCAACGCAAAUGCCACGUGGGCACCGCUCGUCGACGACUUCAUCACUGUACAGUUCAAUGCGCUGCUCGCCUCAGUUGAAGCGGGUAGCAAUGACACGUAUCCAACAGACUGGCGCAUGGUCUCGAACAGCACCCUUGACUACCCAGGGAGUAUCGCUGCUUUGGAUGUCCUCAAUGCGGCGAUUGCCACUAGAUCAUCCAACUCGUCGGACUCGUCGUUCCAUUGGCAUGGCGAAUCGCGCGACGAUUCACAUGACGGGCGACACAAAGGCAACACCACCACCAUCGUGGUCGUCGCAGUCGUUGUGGGAGGAGUAGUGGUUCUGGCGCUCAUUGCCGCAGCGAUCGUUCUUGUCCGUCGUCGCAACAAACAUGCCGCGACGUUCCGCGAGAUGCAGGAGAUUGACGCCGAACAACCCUCUCCCACUCCGAUUGAUCCAUUCGUGCUUGACAAGGAAUCGACAUCACAAUCCGUCUCCUUAUACAACGAGAAAGGCGGCUACGCCAAUCUCGGUUACGGAGCGGCAGAUGCGACUACCCAAUGGUACCAGGCGUCUAUUGGGCCGACAGCGCCGCCCUCUUCGAUCGCAGGCACAUCGACUAGUGAAGGAUCUUAUGCAUCCUCUCAUGUGCUAGGGAUAGCCACCGUACUGCAACGCGGCACGCCGGUGUUUCUAGCGACAUCUCAUCUUGAGCAAGAUGCUCAUGAGGGCGCAUCGCCACCACGAUACCAAGACGCGGCCACCUAA